AAAUUUUCUUAUUUAUUCAUUUAGAUCAAAAGGAAGAUGUGUCCUUUUAGCCGGAAUUUUAACAUGGCUUGGGCUUAAAAAAGAAGAAGAGGAAGAUCCUAUGAUAUCAGUUAUGAAGUUAGGAGUCUUAAGUCUUCAGAAAGAAGAAUAUGAUAAAGCAGAAAAUAUACUUCAUUUAGCCCUGAAAUUGGCGCAAGAGCGACAGGACAUGCAAGCACAGAGAUAUAUAUUUGACCUUCUUGCUAAUGUUGCAUUUCAAAAAGGAGAUUUGUCUAACGCUGAAAAACUAUUCAUUCAAGUUACAAAAGAACUUCUUGCAGCUGGCAUACCUUAUGAUGAUAAUUCUGUUGUAGAAAUUUCACUCAAACUUGCCUCCAUAUAUGGUCAAAGAAAUGAGAGAGAAAAGGCAGAGAAAGGCUUCAAAUUUUGUAUCAACACUCAACAAAACAAAUUAAAGAAUUUUGACCUCUCUGAUGCUGAAUCUUUAUCUGAUUACCAAAAAGAUACAGUUUUGCUUUGGGCCAUGAGUGUAGAUUGGUAUGCUAGAUAUUUAUUAGCAUCUGGAAUGCUAAAAGAUGCCAAAGAAAAUUUUUUGAAAGCCCUUGAUAUUUCUGAAAGAAUAAAUGGUGCAUCACAUCCACAAACUCUUGUCUUAUUAAAUGACAUUGGUAGUGUACAUAGCUUAUUAAAAGAAUAUGACUCAGCAAUAGAAGCAUUUCAGAGUGCCAUAACUAGAUCUGUUAAAAGUGAUUCAAAAGAUAUUCCAGCUUUUUACUGCAACUUAGGUGCGACUUAUUUGCAGACUGGAAAUGUAAAGAAAGGAGAAGAAGCAUGCAAAACUGCUCUCAGAUUAGCUAAGAAAUUAAAUCAUUCUGAAGCUCAGGCUGAUGCAGAGGAGUGUUUGGCAGAGGUUAAAGAGCAUAAAGCAUAAUAUAAGUAUAUUCGUAUGUGUAGAUAUGUAAGUAUGCUUAUAUGAAUAAAAGUAAUUGAAGUCCAUUAAUAUUAUCAAGAAAUUAAUUCUCAGACAAGAGUAGUACUGUAAUAUAAAUUCUGACAGUGUUGAUAAUUAUAACAAGUAAAUUGAUGAUGUCUGAUAACUUGAACUGUAGACACAACUGAGGCAAAAUUCAGCCUUAGGUUGGCAUUGGUUUUACAGAAAAAUUUAAAAGAGCUUUUCUGAAAGCCAACAUUAACAACACUAAACACUGAAAAUACUGUAAAAAUAACUAAACAGACUUUCAUAAAGGAGAUUUUGAAUUGUUCCUCGUCAAAACAUCUUUAUAAAUGUUAACUAUGUAAAAGAAGAGUGAUUUUCAAACUUUUUGAAUUAAUAUCAUAAUUUAAAUAAUAUAUAUAUGUGACUACCUGCUUGCAUGAUCACUGCCUGAAAUAGAAAUAAUACAAAAGGAAAUAUACAUGUAUAAUGAUUUUAAUAAUUCCAGCUAGUAAUUAAUAAUAAAGAAUUGUGUAUCUUGCUUUUAAAUUGCCGAGUUUUUUUUAAUAAAUUAAAGAUUAAAUUUGAACAAAAAGUUAAAUAUCUAACUUUUUGCUGGAUCAAAACACACUGGCGCAUGGAAGAUAAAAAUAUUUUCAGGCAGUGACAACAUAUUUCUUUUAAAUUUUUUCCUGUGAUUAAAUUUGAAAGAAAAAUAUCCUACACUUUGUUGAGUGACAACACAUUUCUUUUAAAUCAGUAAGUUUCUCUCAAGGAGGUUAGAAUAGAAGGAGGGAGGGUUCGUAGUUACCUCCACUAUCGAGGAAUGAAACCCUACCUAAAAAGUGCGAUCCAUGUUUAUUCUGUACGGCAGUGAAACGUAUGUGUUUCUAAGCUGUUCCGUGCAUGUAUUUUUCGUUAAUUUGUAAUGAAAUGCUUUGCUAUUGUUAAAUUUUUGUUUUAAAGUAAUAAAGAUGAUAUCCAUAAUUUA
Molecule: messenger RNA, 1925 nt
Organism: Stegodyphus dumicola
Lineage: Eukaryota; Metazoa; Arthropoda; Arachnida; Araneae; Eresidae
Gene: Ttc19
Product: tetratricopeptide repeat domain 19
Biological process (GO): mitochondrial respiratory chain complex III assembly
Cellular component (GO): mitochondrial inner membrane
Molecular function (GO): protein binding
Source: RefSeq, a predicted model, not a curated record